This is a messenger RNA of Clavispora lusitaniae ATCC 42720, 1128 nucleotides long. It is a transcript of the gene OCH1, whose product is annotated as Och1p. The record is from RefSeq and is a predicted model, not a curated record. Gene Ontology annotation, molecular function: alpha-1,6-mannosyltransferase activity. Gene Ontology annotation, biological process: protein N-linked glycosylation. Lineage: Eukaryota; Fungi; Ascomycota; Pichiomycetes; Serinales; Metschnikowiaceae. Gene Ontology annotation, cellular component: mannan polymerase complex.
AUGGUUGGUCCUCGCAGGAAACUAAGAAUUGGGAUUAUCCUGAUCGUGCUUCUAUUUCUAUUGUAUACUUUUGUUUCCACUGUUUCGGUUCCAAGGCAUGUUACCAAAACCGAGUUAUCCACAAACAAACUCAAGCUAGCUCGAGAACUUGAGAAGAACAGCAACUGGAAGAAAACGGGGCUAAAUUUUCACACCAACAAGGCCGCAAAUCUCCCGGCUCUUUCGACUUUAAGGCAGCAACUCAGUUUCCAAUUCCCCUAUGAGCCUUCUAAAGGAUUUCAGAAGAAUAUCUGGCAAACUUGGAAAGUAGGAUUGAACGAUGAGACUUUCCCAACUACAUAUCGGGGAUACCAAGAAACUUGGGAGGCAUUGAAUCUGGGAUAUAAGCAUUAUGUGAUUCCUGAUGAUGAAUGUGAUACUAUGGUGAAGCAGUUGUUUGCAUCAGUUCCGGAUGUCGCUCAGGCAUGGUCGCUCAUGCCCAAGAAUAUUCUAAAAGCUGAUUUUUUUCGCUACUUAAUUUUAUAUGCUCGUGGAGGUGUCUAUUCCGAUAUCGAUACAAAGUGUCUCAAACCUAUAGACACUUGGGUCUCCAAAAAUCAAACGAUAUAUGGUAUCGACAACCAUGCAGGGCUCGUGGUUGGAAUUGAAGCAGAUCCAGAUCGUCCAGAUUGGGCCGAGUGGUAUGCCCGGCGAAUCCAAUUUUGUCAAUGGACAAUCCAGGCAAAAAAGGGACACCCUAUGUUACGCGAGUUGAUAGCGAAAAUCACCGAGUUGACUUUGCAAAGAUGGAAAAAUGGUGAGUUGAAGAAAAUCAAGGGUAAGGAUUCUGGCGGUGAUAUCAUGAAUUGGACAGGACCUGGUAUCUGGACAGAUAUGGUCUUUGAAUAUAUGAACAAUAUUCUUCAGCCACAAGAAAACUUCGAGCGCAAGAAGUACGAUGAGAUAGUCACCUGGAAGCUUUUCACGGGCAUGGAGAUGCCAAUGGCUAUUGAAGAUGUGUUGAUAUUGCCUAUAACUUCAUUUUCUCCUGAUGUGAAUCAAAUGGGUGCUCAGAGCUCAUCGCAUGAGCUAGCGUAUGCAAAACAUUUGUUCCUGGGCAGCUGGAAGGAUAAUGGUCCAUCGGAGUAA